UGUCUUUUUGUCCAGAUCUCCCACAAUGUUGUGUGUGUGAAGAGGAGGAGGUUCUCAAUGAAACAGAACCACAGAGGAACCAACUCAUCUCUCAUGGCUCUGCAGAAACUGAGAACCAGAAUCAGGAAGGAAUCAAUUCUGAAGACCCAGGAAAAAAGAGAAAGGAAGAACAAAAACAAAAGGAGAAAUAUGAGAAAACCAAAGAGCAGAAAGGCAGAACUGACACUUCAAAACAAAAAAAGCACAAGAAAGCUCACGCAGGGCAAAAAUUAUAUUCUUGUAAAAUUUGUGAUAAAACCUUUUCUCGAAACGAUAUCUUGCUAAGACACAUAAGAAUUCACAAAGAUGAGCGGCCUUUUUCUUGUGGGACCUGUGGAAAGAGUUACAGUAAAAGAGGGACUUUAACUCAUCACAUGAGAAUUCACACAGGUGAGAAGCCCUUCUCAUGUGGGACCUGUGGAAAGAGUUACAGUGAAAGAGGGCCUUUAACUGAUCACAUGAGAAUUCACACAGGUGAGAAGCCUUUCUCUUGUGGAUCCUGUGGAAAGAGUUUCUCUCGAAAGGACGUUCUAAAUGUCCACAUGAUAACUCACACAGGUGAGAAGCCUUUCUCUUGUGGGAUCUGUGGAAAACGUUUCUCUCAAAAAGGUGUUUUAAAUGUUCACAUGAGAAUUCACACAGGUGAGAAGCCUUUCUCCUGUGGAUCCUGUGGAAAGAGUUUCUCUCGAAAGGACGCUCUAAAUGUCCACAUGAUAACUCACACAGAUGAGAAGCCUUUCUCUUGUGGGUCUUGUGGAAAGAGUUUCUCUCGCAAAGAUUAUUUAAAUGUUCAUAUGAAAAUUCACACAGGUGAGAGGCCUUUCUCUUGUGGGUCUUGUGGAAGAAGUUUCUCUUGCAAAGAUUAUUUAAAUGUUCAUAUGAAAAUUCACACAGGUGAGAAGCCCUUCUCAUGUGGGACCUGUGGAAAGAGUUACAGUGAAAGAAGG
Xiphophorus hellerii (green swordtail) is the source of this 986-nucleotide messenger RNA. RefSeq names its product gastrula zinc finger protein XlCGF57.1-like. Gene Ontology annotation, molecular function: DNA-binding transcription factor activity, RNA polymerase II-specific. Gene Ontology annotation, biological process: regulation of transcription by RNA polymerase II. Lineage: Eukaryota; Metazoa; Chordata; Actinopteri; Cyprinodontiformes; Poeciliidae. Gene Ontology annotation, cellular component: nucleus. The record is from RefSeq and is a predicted model, not a curated record. The annotation marks the transcript as partial. The transcript has a single exon.